This is a messenger RNA of Ziziphus jujuba (common jujube), 663 nucleotides long. RefSeq lists its product as uncharacterized. NCBI's taxonomy places the organism in Eukaryota, Viridiplantae, Streptophyta, Magnoliopsida, Rosales, Rhamnaceae. The transcript has a single exon. The record is from RefSeq and is a predicted model, not a curated record. Bases 1 to 663 code for a protein of 220 amino acids.
AUGGCUUCCACCAGUCUUAGUGGUACUUCCAAGUCUGAUGAUCGGCAGCAUUAUCCAGACACAGAAGCAGCUCAGAAAAAGCAAAGUGGUGAGUCGUCAUUGUCAUCAAGCUCUAAGCAAAUGAAGUACAUACCAUUUGUGGUUCUAGGCACAAUUAUGGUGAUGAGUGCAACAAUGGGUUCGAUUUGGGCAGCAGUGAAACCAAAACGCCCUGUUUAUGCUAUCGAAUACGUUCAUAUUACAGAGACGGACCCCCUCCUUGAUAACACAUAUCUCACUGGCAACUUCAACUUCGUCAUGAGGUCGUAUAAUCCCAACAAGAAGUCCAACAUAUACUAUAAAUCAAUGGAGAUUUACAACAGUUACAGUGAAAAUGAAACUCCUACUUCAGUCAAGCAUGUAGAAGAUUUAUCUCAACCUCCUUUCAAUGUGACUCGGAUUAGUUUCAUAGUUCCGUUACAUAUCUCGACCGGGCCUCGUGGUAAUGUUGUUGAGUACCUACAGCACGGCAGAGUCACAUUAAACAUUUCGGCCGAGGCAAAGAUGAGAUUUGAGUAUAGAUGGUGGAGAUUUAUGCCUCGCACUAUUAAGAUUUAUUGUCAGCCUGCGGCUGUAUUGCUGGGAGACAAUUCUCAGCCCACUGAUUGCUAUGUUAAUUUUUAA